Messenger RNA from Lotus japonicus, 2853 nucleotides. RefSeq lists its product as uncharacterized. Lineage: Eukaryota; Viridiplantae; Streptophyta; Magnoliopsida; Fabales; Fabaceae. The transcript is spliced from 3 exons. The record is from RefSeq and is a predicted model, not a curated record. The coding region runs from base 1 to 2853 and encodes 950 amino acids.
AUGGAGGUGGCCUAUGCAGGAUAUCGUUUCACAUGGUCAAACAAGAGGAAGGCUCCACACAACAUACAGGAACGCCUUGACUAUGCUCUUGUUAAUGAGCGAUGGCUUGACUUAUGGCCCAUAUCUGAUGUGACUCACCUCCCCCGCCACCGUUCAGACCACAAUCCGAUCCUUCUCUUUUGUGGCACACGGAGGCGCUCCGAACCUCACGGUAGGGUGCAUAUGUUUCGUUUUGAGGAAGUUUGGCUCCAGAGUGGAGAUGAGUGUACCAGUGUGGUGGCUAAUGCUUGGAACAGUACAGGACCAGAUUUGGUGUCUAAACUAUCAGAGGUUGGUGGGUCUCUUGAUAGCUGGGGCCGAGAUAAGUAUGGCGAUGUGGUACGAAAAGUCUCUGAUCUUAAUCACAAAUUGCUGGGUCUUCAACAACGACCUCAAACGGAACAGACUUUAGCCGAGACAACAGAGAUUGAGAAUGUUUUGGAUGUACUCCUCGAACAGGAGGAGGUGGUUUGGUGUCAGCGAUCCAGAGCCAAUUGGUUACAUUAUGGAGAUAAAAACACUCACUUCUUUCACUCCAAAGCGUCACAACGCCGUAAGCGUAAUUCGAUUGAGGAAUUAAAAGAUGAACGUGGCCGCACCAUGGUGGAAGACAAGGAUAUUUACAGGGUACUAGCAGACUAUUUUAUGGAGCUUUUCUCGUCUAGUGCACCUACCAAUAUUCCUGCAGUGACGUCUCUUGUGGCUGGUAGGGUUACACCGCACCAUCUACAACUGCUAGCCGAGCCUUUUACAAGGGAAGAUGUCGAGGAAGCCCUAGCCCAGAUGCACCCAACCAAGUCACCGGGGUGCGAUGGUCUACCCGCUUUGUUUUACCAAAAAUUCUGGCAUAUUGUUGGGGAUGAUGUUUCUUCUUUUUGCUUGCAAGUCCUUCAUGGCGAGGUGUCACCAGUUAACUUCUCUAUUAUGCUGAAUGGCGCGCCUCAAGAGGCUUUCUUCCCAAAUAGAGCUUUGCAUGGCAUUAAGAUUGCGCGCUCUGCCCCUAUAAUCUCACACCUUUUGUUUGCAGAUGACAGUGUUAUCUUUGCUCGUGCUACGUCGCAAGAAGCACUGACAAUUAAGGCUAUUCUAGCCUCGUAUGAGCAAGCUUCUGGACAAGUCAUUAACCUUGACAAGUCUAUGCUCUCCUGUAGCCGAAAUGUGCCUGAGAAUCGUUUCCAUGAGCUUAAACAACUAUUGAAUGUAAAGGCAGUGGAGUGUUAUGACAAGUAUCUGGGACUUCCUACCAUCAUAGGUAAGUCAAAAACCCAGAUUUUCUCUUUUGUCAAGGACCGGGUUUGGAAGAAGCUAAAAGGGUGGAAGGAAAAGUCCCUCUCACGAGCAGGUAGGGAGGUUCUUGUUAAGGUUGUGGCCCAAUCCAUUCCAUCUUAUGUUAUGUCCUGUUUUUUAUUGCCUGAUGGUAUAUGCUCAGAUAUUGAGGGGAUGAUUAGCCGCUUUUACUGGGGUGGUGACGUCACUAAACGUGGUAUGCAUUGGUUAAGUUGGAAAUCAUUGUGCAAAUCAAAGGAUCGUGGUGGGAUAGGUUUCCGGGAUUUCAAAAAAUUUAAUAUGGCUUUGGUGGCGAAGAAUUGGUGGCGCUUACUCAAUUGUCCUGACUCUUUGCUUGGAAAAGUGUUUAAAGCGGUCUAUUAUCCGAGGGACACAAUCUUUACUGCAAAGAAGGGUUGUCGUCCGAGUUACGCAUGGUCUAGUGUUCUCCGUUCAGGACAAGCUCUACGGAAAGGUGGAAUGUGGAGGGUAGGAGACGGUAAAACUAUUCGAGCUUGGCAAGAUAAAUGGGUGCCAGGGAACUCCCCUUUGGUGUUUAGUGAGACGUUAGCACAGGAUUUGGGUAUUACAAAGGUGUCAGACUUGCUGCUACCUGGUUCUUUAGCUUGGAAUAAACAUUUAAUUGAUUUUAUGUGCUGCCCCCCCACGGCCAACUCCAUUAUGGCAGUACCUUUGCCUCUGUUUCCCCAGCAGGACAUUUUCUUUUGGCCCAUGACUCCUAAUGGUUUUUAUUCCACAAAGACAGGCUAUCAAUUCUUGCAAAUGGAGGAGGAAAGCGCUGCUGGUAUGGCUUCUUCUGUGCCAUCUUUGACUAGUGCAGCGUGGAGGAAACUUUGGAAGGCCCCAACUCUUCCUAGAUGUCGUGAGACAGGUUGGCGUGCUUGCUUGGGUGCUCUUCCCGUACGUGAAGUUCUCCAUGCUUGCGGUUUGGAGAUAGACCCAACCUGCCCCCGGUGUCAUGCAGCGCCAGAAUCAGUGCACCAUGCACUCUUGUUCUGUCCGAUUGUGAAAGCUAUGUGGUUUGCGAGCAACUUGGGAUUACGUCUUCACCAGGAGCGUAAGUUCCACGAGUUUAUGCUUGAUUUUCUGCAGGUGGUUGAUGAGGAGGCGUUGGGUUUCUUCCUGGAGUCUCUCUAUGCUGUUUGGAGCUCGCGUAAUGAACUGGUUUUCCACGAGGUACAGGACACGGUAGAUCAGAUGCUGAGGAGGGCCUCCAUGCUCCACCCGGGUCCAGCUAUGGUGGCACCAUCAGCCCGCCAUGUGCAGCACCACCCCUCUCGGUGGUCGCGUCCAUCGGCUGGCCUGUUCAAGAUUAAUUUUGAUGCCUCGGUUAUGCGGGAAGGUCAGGGAGGUUUUGGAUUCAUUGCUCGUGAUUGGCAGGGAGAAGUUCUAGCUUCAGCUGUUUGGCAUUAUGGACCGGUCACCUCUCCAACGGUGGCAGAAGCUUUGUCUAUGAGGUGGUCGAUAUUUUGGCACGGGACCUUGGCUUCCGGCGAGUUGUUUUCGAAACUGAUUGCUUACCUUUAG